UUCUUUCGGGAUUUUUUUUUUCCGGUAGUGGCGCGAAAAGGAAGCGGUGAUGGGGUCGGGGAUUAUGGAUGCUGUAGUGGCCGAUCUCAAGGUCUUCGGGCUGGAUUUCGCGGAGGGGGAAGACCAGGACGCUAUUGCCGAGAAAUUGGAAGAAAUCUGCAUGACGGGAUGGGUACCGAAGUCGGACUUAGGAAACGAGCUGAUUGCUUUUGCUAUGCGCAAGGAAGUGCUUCUCCUGACUCUGGAAAACUUACUUGUCUUCGAACACGAGAGCAAGAAGCUAACAAAGCCCUCCAGGAAAAAGGAGGAUCGUUGGUCCAACGUGGGGGACAUCGGCUCUGCUCAAGACUCUCUGGAGGUCAACGAGGAAGACGAGGACUUGCUGGAUACCUACGCAUCGCCCUCAAAAUGUGCUCAGAAACGAGCCAUCACCACCCCAGAGAACCCCCGUUCCAAGCGGACCCUCUCUGGCCGCAGCCCCCGUCUCAACUUCUCGCCCAACAGCUUUUCUCCCAGCGCGACCCCUUCUCAAAAAUACGCCACCAGGAAGAACCGAGGCGAAGUCGCGGCCUCUUUUGGAUCAGCACCAGUUGGAGGACGGGACAGAUGUGCCCCUUCGGUUCAGGUCUACAACUCCCCCCAUUCGCUCACCAAAGCGUACAAAUUCAUGUUCCUGGAUUUGAUGGAGACCCGUGAUGUCCUGUCCUCCAAGAUCGAAGAGCUGGGUGACGCUCUUAAGGCCCAUUACAACAUAGACGAAUUUUCCUCAGUGGCGGUCCCUGCGCAGGACACGGUAACCGUCUUAGGCCAGAUUGGGUGUGAUUCGAACGGGAAACUGAACGCCCAAUCCGUUAUCCUAGAAGGGGACCGCGAACACUCAUCCGGGGGCUUCAUCCCGGUCGACAUUUCUGAGCUCACGGAUUAUUCUCUGUUCCCAGGACAGGUUGUGGUCAUGGAAGGGAUAAACAGCACUGGGAAGAAGUUCAUUGCAUCCAAACUCUACGAGGGGGUGCCCCUUCCUUUCCACAAGCCCACAGAAGCAGCCGCAGAUCUGGAACCUUGGCUGGUCUUGGUUGCCUGUGGGCCGUACACCACAUCGGACAGCAUCGCCUACGAGCCCAUGGUGGACUUGAUUGAGACCAUCAAUAAGGACAAGCCCGAUGUUUGCAUUUUGCUCGGUCCCUUCGUCGAUUCAAAGCAUAAACAAGUGGAGGAAGGGCAGCUGAUCAUGUUGUACGACGAGGUCUUCAAGCGGUGUUUGAAGACCAUCAUUGAAGGCACAAGGAGUGCCGGCUCCCAACUUGUGGUUGUACCUUCGCUGAGAGACGUCCAUCACGUGUGUAUUUAUCCCCAACCUCCGUUCGUCUACGAUCUCGCCAAAGAGGACCAACAGAGAGUGCUUUUCGUCUCCGAUCCCUGCACCUUAGAGAUCGACGGAGUGAUUUUCGGAUUAACCUCGGUGGAUUUGCUCUUUCACAUGGGAGCGGAAGAAAUCAGCCGUUCUUCCAAUCUUCAGGACCGUUUUUCUCGUAUCCUCAAACACAUCCUGACUCAGCGGAGCUACUAUCCUCUCUACCCGCCCCCCGAGGACAUGAGUGUGGAUUACGAGCGCUUCUACCCUUACGCAUCUCUGCCCGUCACGCCGGACCUUCUGAUCACCCCCUCCGACUUGAAAUACUUCGUGAAGGACAUAUUGGGGUGUGUCUGCAUUAACCCCAGCCGGCUGACGAAAGGACAAGUGGGGGGCAGCUACGCGCAGCUGUGGAUCCAGCCACAGCUCCCUGGGGCCCAGCGGAAAAGCCCGUGCCUCGCUGCACAAGUGAUCAAGAUCUAACCAGGUUAGAUCUGAAGCUGGACAAAAGGCCAUCAAGGGGAUGAGCUAAGAGACUUCGGCAGCAAUGGGCAGAUCCCAAAAUCUGGGUGACCUAAACAUCUGGACUGCAUCUCCUUGAGUUUCUUUGAUGUUGGUUUUUUCAUUCUCUGCAGCUGGAUAAUGUCGCCAUCGUUCUUCUGGAUAAAAUAUAUAUAUUAUCCAGGCCUGUUUCUGAUAUCAAACCAUAUAAAUAUAUGAAUUUGUUGAUUUGGGUUAGUUAGGUUCAAAUCCUGCUUCUCAGCGAGCCCUAUGGAAUCCGAAUUGCCCCACAAAUGAAGUUUUGGCAGAUGUGCAAUGGGCUGCUUUGAUUCUCCAAGGAGGAGAAUUCUGGGAGUUGAAGUCUGCCCAUCUUAAAGCAUGCUGGA
Messenger RNA from Thamnophis elegans (Western terrestrial garter snake), 2238 nucleotides. It is a transcript of the gene POLA2, whose product is annotated as DNA polymerase alpha 2, accessory subunit. Bases 50 to 1834 code for a protein of 594 amino acids. Gene Ontology annotation, molecular function: DNA binding. Gene Ontology annotation, biological process: DNA replication initiation; DNA replication. NCBI's taxonomy places the organism in Eukaryota, Metazoa, Chordata, Lepidosauria, Squamata, Natricidae. The record is from RefSeq and is a predicted model, not a curated record. Gene Ontology annotation, cellular component: alpha DNA polymerase:primase complex. The transcript is spliced from 18 exons.